AUGAGGAUCGAACUAGUGUCUCUGUUUAUCUCAAUCUGCCAUCAUUUCAAACACGGUGAAACGAGAGCCGCGUGUGGUAGUGAAAAACGACUGGUCGCAUUCGAGGGUGGUGAGGCGUCGCUACCGUGUCAAGUUCGCUCUGACGGAGACGUAGCUCAAUUCAUGGAGUGGAACAUUCUCCUCGAUUCGAGGCAUCGUCAAAAAAUCGGGGAGCACUCGAGUAUCUCGGACCAGACAGAAAACCUCGCCGAAAUCAUGUAUCGAUUGGACGGCGGCAAUGCGACCAUUGACUCCGCCCGCGUUUGGAAGGACGUCCGAUGGACUCAAAAAGCACGUUUCUCGCUUCUGAACUCUGAAUUGCAUCUGAUCAAUCUAAACUUCAGUGAUUCGGGUCUCUACAGCUGUGAUGUUCAAUACGCCGAUGGACGCUGGAAAAACUGUUCUACCUCGUUGGUUGUGCAAGCGCCGCUCUUCCCCCCUCUGAUGGAGAUAAACCACGAAAUCAUAUCAUUGAAUGAAACUACCAUCGGACCGUAUGCCGAACGAGCUUACCUCAACGCGAGCUGUACUCUAUCCCACUCAUAUAAUUAUCCCGUAUGGUACAAUUGGACCGCCGACGGCCGCUGGCUGCAAGCCACAUCUCAUGAAAUCCAUUUCGGACCCUUGAACCGCAGCCUGUUCAUGAAGAAGCUUUGCUGUGUAGUGUCCUCAGCGUCAUCUCUUCGUUCAAGCACAAUCUGCGCCAAACUUCUGGUCAAUCUGGGUGCGGAGUCCGUUUCCAUUAUAACGUGGCAGUCGCCCCUGGUUCUCGGAAUACCUCAAGAGAUCGAGUGUGAAGUGCAAGGCGGCUUCCCCCCUCCUGAAAUAGGCUGGUAUCUCGACGGCGUAGUUUACCCGAACGUCAUCUUCCAUGAUUCCGCCCAUCUAUGGGCGACUUCUGUCAUCAUUCUGACGCCGGAAGAGAAACAUAUGGGCGCGAGACUAGAGUGCCGAGCGGAGAAUCGCAGCGCAGGAGAGUACAAAUCACAAUUCAUUCGUCUGGAUGUAAAAUAUAAGCCGGAUGUCACAUUGAAGAUUGGUCAAGGAUUGAAUGCCACGGGGAUCAAUGCUGGCAGCGAUGUGUAUCUUGAAUGUUCGGUUCAAGAUAUAUCGGUCGAUAAGUUACCGAACAUAUCAGACAGCCCAAAACCGAGUCAUCUUAUCUCAUGGAGUCACAACGGAGGAGUUUUGAAGUCAAACCGCACAGCGGGUAUCCUCAUCACGGAUCGCUAUCUCGUAUUGCGCAACGUUCAGAAGCGUCAUCGCGGCCACUACACGUGCCAGGUGCGGGGCACCGCGCUACAGACGGAAAGCGAGGACGUCACGAGUAGUCCUCUUCUUCUGAUCAUUCAUUAUUCGCCCCGAUGUGCAACCGCGUCUAUCCAGAAAAGAUACGUUGACAAAGGGAAAAAGGCAGUCCUGGUUUGUCCUGUCGACAUGCAGCCAUGGAAUAAGUUUGCCCGCGUCUAUUGGUCCUUGUUGGGUGAGGACAACUCCACUCGAACAAAUCGCUUGGAGACCGUUAUGAGUGAGCAAAUGCUCGAGCAUGGUGAAGUUUUGUGUUGGGGAGAGAACAAGCUUGGCAGUGGGCGCAAAUCUCCUUGCCGCCUGCAACUGCUCGAGAGAGGUUACGGCAACGAUAUGAAAACGAACAGCGCUCCCCAUGACAUCAUUCGCUCGAUGGAUUGUACAGUACACAACGUGACCAGCAGCGCAAUACUCGUCGGGUGUGAGAACUUCAGCAACGAAUUCGCGAACAUCACGAUCGUUGCUGACUUGAUCCGCAAUCGGCAGAUCAUAAACUCAGCCCAGCUUUCCCAAACCAGGGCUUGGUACUGGAUGGGCUACUUGCAACCGUCUACGGAAUAUGUCAUAGAUUUCUGCUUAGCGGGUAUUGCUAAUAAAAUGAACGUGGACCUGCAGAACCCGCCGGACUCCUCAGGUACAUUGAUCGACGGCGGCGAGAGUGUUAGAUCUUCAGCGCUGCAGAUCGCACCUUAUCUCAGAAAAUCGGCGAUCGGAGCCGACCUUUCCGCCAUGGAUCCGGAUAUGGAUGCAUUCCGAGUUCAUACACGGACCCUCGACAAGGAUUUCGAUAGUGUUGAUCUUGGUGGCUCUUUGUUCAACUUGGAAACCGUACGCGUAGCUCUAUAUACAGCGAUCAGUCUGCUAUCAUUUUGCGCUGGUAUCUCAGUCUGCUAUCUGAAUUCGGGAGGUCGGAGGACUUCGACAGCAUCACGACAGGUCCACACCCCGAAAGAUCCAACGCCUCUUCUCUUCACAAUGUCGUCCCUGUGAGGAUGCUAUCCCAGGACCUCUAUCGCGGUUUCUCAGAUGGAAUCAGUCGAAUGCGGGGGUGGGCCCGUGUUGGGCCGAAUGAGUCGUAUCAGAGCGCUCACUAUCCUCUGAACUCAAUGGGGAACUGUAGUUGGAUAUGCUUGACGCGGUCGAGGAAGC
Molecule: messenger RNA, 2496 nt
Organism: Galendromus occidentalis (western predatory mite)
Lineage: Eukaryota; Metazoa; Arthropoda; Arachnida; Mesostigmata; Phytoseiidae
Exons: 11
Coding region: 1-2337 (778 amino acids)
Source: RefSeq, a predicted model, not a curated record